UUUUCCAUAUUAGUUCAGAGCCCUUUCUGCUUCCGAAUAGCGAGCAGGGAUCGCGUAGGGAGAGAAGCCUCCAGUGAGGAGGGAGGGAAGGGCAGGGCAGGGCAGGGCAAGCGGGGCGGCAGGCAGCGUGAAGGAACAGUCUAGCUAAAGAGAGCAAAAGAGACGGCAGGCGAGAAAGAAAAAGAAGGACAAACAGAUAGAGGGCGAGAGCAAGAACAUCCAGUCGGCCUCAAAGGAAGAUUUAGAAUCUCAGCACGAGACAGGAGGAAUUAUGGGGUCGGGGACGAGUCCGAAGGGGUCGCCUGGAGGAGGCAACGCAACCCCUGCCAAUGAGAAGAAGGGAAAAGCAAAACCUGAAGGCCCAUUACUGGAGGAUGUCCAAACAUGUUGUGGCUGCCGCUUUCCUUUGCUUGUCGCUCUGUUCCAGCUUCUAUUGGGCAUCGCAGUAGCAGGGGUGGCCUUCCUCAUGGUUGCCAUUAGCCCCUCUUUGCUGGCCAGGGAGACGCCCCAUUGGGCCGGCAUCAUUAUGUGUGUGGUGUCUCUGCUGGGAUUCAUCCUCUUCUGCAUCACCAGAGUGCCUGAUGAGAGAGCAUCGGUUCAGUUUAUCAUAAAGCUCCUGUACUUCUUCCUGUGCACUAUGGGGCUGGUCAUUUCCGUACUGGUCAUCGCAUUCCAGUGCUACCAUUACGCCCUGACCAACAGGUACAGCUGCAAGGAAAUGGAGGAGGACUGUCUGUGCUCCCUGGACUCUGAGGACCCCAUCGCCCGCACUUUCACCUACAGAGGUGUGACAGACUGCAGUGCCAUCGUAAGCACUCUACCGAUGUAUUACCUUCUGCAGAUGCUGCUGAACCUGGCUCAAGCGAUCAUCUGUCUGCUGGGGGCUUUCCUCAUCUGGAAGCACAGGUACCAGGUGUUUUUCGCUGGGCUACAGAUGGGAUCUCCUUCUGCCCAGAAUUGGCAGAAAGUUUAGGGCACCGAGAGAUUUCUGUCGAGAAGUAAACAUGUGGCGCGUGGGAGUGUUUGUGCCUUUAGAGAAGAAACUGUUUGCUGCAAUAUCUGCCCCAGUGGGAGUUAUCUGCCAUGUGACCUUUUAUCAAAGCAAUUGAACGAGUCUGGGUUUGUAUUGCCAUAUUACAAUAUUUUGGAAAGUUUUAUGC
Messenger RNA from Rhinichthys klamathensis goyatoka, 1160 nucleotides. RefSeq names its product sarcospan (Kras oncogene-associated gene) (gene sspn). The record is from RefSeq and is a predicted model, not a curated record. The transcript has 3 exons. Lineage: Eukaryota; Metazoa; Chordata; Actinopteri; Cypriniformes; Leuciscidae. Bases 272 to 973 code for a protein of 233 amino acids. Gene Ontology annotation, cellular component: sarcolemma; dystrophin-associated glycoprotein complex.